AUGGUCCACGAAGUGGCCCACACAUUCUACAUGGCUUUCUCUCCUAGCCAAGAGAUCAUACACCACGAACCUUUUAUGAAUGACAGCCGUGUGGCCGAACUAGGAUAUGCGCUGACUAAACACCUUNUUGGCGCCGCUAUCAACGUGAUUGGUGGUAAUCCUAAGCAUAUGGGUGUUCCAUUUGGGCUUUACUUCUACGACUGGCCAGACACGGACAACAGAAACGACAAGUAUAAAGCGAGAUACAGCCUUGCCCGUGCCGGGGUGACUACACACACUUACUACGUCUUGCCUAUAUCCCAUAUUCUCAAGAUUCUACAUCCACGAUUUUGGGACGAUGAAGCUUUAAGAUAUGGAACCAUUUCCAGUCUCAGAUUACCCAAACAGCUUGGCGUGAGAUACCGCUACGACGACUAUAAACUCUGGCUCGACGAGCACGAAUCAGACAUGGACUUCGAGACCUCCAUGAAAUCGGACGAACUUCGACCAGACGUUGCUGAGGGCAUAAUUACCAACGAUGCAGCAGUACCACUGGAUCUGCACAGCGAGGUCCACAGAGACCAAUUACGCCACAUAGCGAAUUCAGCCAAACCUUGGGAAUUCGUCAAGGACAUGAGUAUGAAGGACUUUCCCCUGAGCUGGAGUUUGAUAGAUCGAUUCCAUCCUGACUCUGUUGGAAGUAUCGAGGGAAACAUUGUUGCGCCGCUGCAUGCGUUGCCUGGGUUUGAUGCUGUGGCGUAUCAGCAUGAGUUGAGGGCAUUUAUCCGUAAGGCUAAGCUGAAGAAGGAGAAGGCGAGGAAGAAGAAGAUUGGGUUGCAUAAACAGAAGGGAGCUAAAGUUGCGAAGGUCUAG
Molecule: messenger RNA, 852 nt
Organism: Aureobasidium vineae
Lineage: Eukaryota; Fungi; Ascomycota; Dothideomycetes; Dothideales; Saccotheciaceae
Source: the annotation of a GenBank genome assembly